Molecule: messenger RNA, 1677 nt
Organism: Nanorana parkeri
Lineage: Eukaryota; Metazoa; Chordata; Amphibia; Anura; Dicroglossidae
Product: E3 ubiquitin/ISG15 ligase TRIM25-like
Exons: 2
Coding region: 1-1677 (558 amino acids)
Molecular function (GO): zinc ion binding; protein binding
Source: RefSeq, a predicted model, not a curated record
AUGGCGUUUGCAGAUGUGAGAAAGGAUCUGCUGGACUGUUCUAUCUGUCUGAACAUUUAUACGGAUCCUGUAACUCUGAGAUGUGGACACAACUUCUGCCAGGAUUGCAUUGAUCAGGUGUUGGACAGACAGGAAGUAUCUGGAGUUUAUUCCUGUCCUGAAUGCCGAGCAGAGUCUGUGGAGAGGCCUGUACUGGUAAGGAACAUAACUCUGUGUAACAUCGCGGAGAGUUUCCUCUUUACUCAGCCAGGUCAGGAGGAUACUGGAAUCUUCUGCACUUACUGUGUGGACUCAUCUGUCGCUGCUGUUAAAUCCUGUCUUCAUUGUGAAGCUUCUAUGUGUGAUAAACACCUGAGAGCACACAGCAAGGCACUAGAACAUGUCCUAACUGAACCCACCACCUCCAUGGAAAAUAAGAAAUGCUCUGUCCAUAAGAAGAUCCUGGAGUAUUUCUGCAUCAAGGACUCUGUAUGUAUCUGUGUGUCUUGUAGGUUGGAUGGAGAUCACCAGGGACAUCAAGUAGAGAAGCUGGGCGAGGCCUCUGAGAAGAAGAAAAAGAGACUGAGGAAUGUUCUGCAGGAGCUGAUCACCAAGAGAGAUGAGACUGAGAAAAGAGUCAGGAGUCUUCAGGAACGUAGGGGUAAGAUACCAGAUAUCGCAGUUGAGGUAAAAGAAAGAGUCUCUACCCACGUUAAAGACAUCAUAAUACAGCUAGAAGACUUUAAGAUGAGGGUCAUAAGUGAGAUCUCCAGGCAAGAAGAACAGAAAUUACGUUCACUCUCUGAUCUGAUCCAGCAACUGGUUUUAAAGAAUGAUGAACUGUCCAGGAAGAUUCAGCAAGUUGAGGUGCUGUGUAACAUGACUGAUCCUCUGACUGUCUUACAGAAAUCAGACUCAGGUGACUUGUGUGAUACCAAGGAGGAAGGUAAUGAGAACAGAGAGACGAAAAGUAAACAACUCAACAGUAGAGGCAAACUAAAUGGGACUGUGAUCUCACAGACCUUACACACAUUAUUUGAUAAUGUAAGAAUGAUAGAAAUAGGGAUCUAUUUUCAGAAUUCAGAACGUGCAGACAUAUUACUGGAUCCAAACACAGCUGGUAAUGGUCUACAGAUAUCAGAUGACAUGAAAACAGCAUCCUUCUCAAAGAACCAGAAGCACCCAGAAACACCAGAGAGGUUUCAGCAACCUCAGGUGUUAAGCAGCACAAGUUUUACCUCCGGACAACAUUCCUGGGAAGUGGAGUUUAAAGAAUCAACAAACUGGAUAGUGGGAAUGUGUUAUGCCAGUAUAAAGAGGAAAGCAAAUCAGCACCAGAUUGGAAAUGAUAACAAGUCUUGGAAACUGGAUAGGUACACAAAGUAUUUAGCAGUACAUAAUAAAAAUGAAAUCCAAUUACCUGGCAAUAUAGCCAGUAAUAGAUUCAGGAUCUCUCUGAAUUAUGAGGCUGGCCAGCUGUCAUUUUAUGAGCUGUGUGAGCCCAUCAGACACCUCCACACCUUCACCGCCACCUUCACUGAGCCCCUUCAUGUUGUGUUGGGGGUAUGGAAAGGAUCUGGUAGUGCUAGACUGACGAAAGACAAGAGGUUUGCAUUUGGAAGUGGUGCUGCCUUGAGGAGGCCAACCAGUAAAGGAGGUAUGAUGUAUGAGGACCUGUUUGUGGUCAUGUAUGUAUGA